This is a messenger RNA of Onthophagus taurus, 816 nucleotides long. Lineage: Eukaryota; Metazoa; Arthropoda; Insecta; Coleoptera; Scarabaeidae. The record is from RefSeq and is a predicted model, not a curated record.
AUGGAUAAGUGGCUCAAAAAAGCUUCUGAAAAACAACCGUGCGUAGAAGUAUCAGCGGAAUCUACUUCAGGGACUGAAUGUGUAGAUACAGAAGAAAUUCCUUCGAAGAUAAGAAAAGUUAUUAGAAAAUAUGAUGCUAACUACAUUAGUAUUGGAUUCACCGUUACGGAGGUCAAAAAUGAACCUCGUCCUCAAUGUGUAGUCUGCUUUGAAAUUCUAUCAAAUCAAUGUAUGAAACCGUCGUUAUUGAAACGCCAUCUUACAACAAAACAUUCGACAUUAGAAAACAAACCUAAAGAAUAUUUCCUUCGCAAAUUGAAUGAAAUGAAAAUUUCAAAAAAGAUAAUGUCUUCUUUUACGAGCAGUACUCAAAAAGGUGUGCAAGCGUCCUUUUUAGCCAGCCUAAGAAUAGCACAGUGUGGAAAAGCCCAUACAAUAGGUGAAGAAUUGUUGUUACCUGCUGCAAAAGAUAUGGUGAAUUGCAUUUUGGGCGAAAACGCUGCUAAGCAAGUUCGGCGUAGGGUAGAUGCUAUGGCAUCAAACGUGAAGAACAUAUUAAUAGAUAGAAUAAGAAGUAGUGAUUUUUUUGCCAUUCAACUUGAUGAAAGCACGGAUGUUACAAAUUAUGCCCAACUUAUGGUUUAUGUACGGUACUUAUUUAAUACCGAAAUUAAGGAAGAUUACUUAUUUUGUACGACAUUAUCAACCCAUACUACUGCAGACGAAAUAUUUAAGAAUUUGAACGAAUUUUUUGAAGAAAUAGCCUCGAUUGGAAGAAAUGUGUGGGUUUUUGUUCUGAUGGUGCUCGAACUAUGA